This is a messenger RNA of Microcebus murinus (gray mouse lemur), 2323 nucleotides long. It is a transcript of the gene KRT75, whose product is annotated as keratin 75. Gene Ontology annotation, cellular component: keratin filament. Gene Ontology annotation, molecular function: structural constituent of skin epidermis. The record is from RefSeq and is a predicted model, not a curated record. Gene Ontology annotation, biological process: keratinization; intermediate filament organization. NCBI's taxonomy places the organism in Eukaryota, Metazoa, Chordata, Mammalia, Primates, Cheirogaleidae.
AGCCUGUGGCUCUUACAGCAUGUCCCGAGGGUGCCGCAUGUGAGCUCAGGGUUGGCGAAUGCCCAGGGGAUGCCAUCAGAAAGCCCUCUCCGUGAGAGUGCCCCGCCCCUCCUGGAGGCCCAUAAAAGCCCCAGGUCCGGGGCUCCCUACCACCUGCCUCCUCCACCCCCUGCACGAGCCUACCUCAGGCGCUGCUCUCGCCGGCCUUCCUUGCCGCCAUGUCUCGGCAGUCCACUGUCACCUUCCAGACCGGCAGCCGCAGGGGCUUCAGCACGGCCUCAGCCACCACCCCAGCAGCCGGCCGCUCCCGCUUCAGCUCCGUCUCUGUGGCCCGCUCCACCGGGGGCAGCGGGGGGCCGGGAAGGGUCAGCAGUGCUGGGGUCGGCUUCGGAAGCCGCAGCCUCUACAACCUGGGGGGGCCCAAGCGGGUCUCCAUCAGUGGGUGCGGCAGCAGCUUCCGAAGUGGCUUUGGUGGCAGGGCUAGCAACGGGUUUGGGGUCAACAGUGGAUUUGGCUAUGGGGUUGGAAUUGGAGGGGGCUUUGGUGGCCCUGGCUUCCCUGCCUGCCCCCCUGGAGGUAUCCAAGAGGUCACGGUCAACCAGAGUCUCCUGGCUCCCCUCAACCUGCAAAUUGACCCCACCAUCCAGCGGGUGAGGACCGAGGAGCGCGAGCAGAUCAAGACCCUCAACAACAAGUUCGCCUCCUUCAUCGACAAGGUGCGGUUCCUGGAGCAGCAGAACAAGGUCCUGGAGACCAAGUGGAGCCUCCUGCAGGAGCAGGGCACCAGGUCCGUGAGGCAGAACCUGGAGCCCCUCUUUGACGCCUACAUCAGUGACCUCCGGCGGCAGCUGGAAAGCAUCACCAACGAGAGGGGCAGGCUCGAGGCUGAGCUGAGGAACAUGCAGGACACCGUGGAAGAUCUCAAAGUCAGGUAUGAAGAUGAAAUUAACAAGCGCACGGCUGCUGAGAAUGAGUUUGUGGCCCUGAAAAAGGACGUGGAUGCUGCCUACAUGAACAAGGUGGAGCUGGAGGCCAAGGUCAAAUCUCUGGCCGAUGAGCUCAACUUUCACCGUUUGGUCUUUGAGGCGGAGCUGUCCCAGAUGCAGACCCAGGUCAGCGACACAUCCGUGGUGCUCUCCAUGGACAACAACCGCAACCUGGACCUGGACAGCAUCAUCGCCGAGGUCAAAGCGCAGUACGAGGACAUCGCCAACCGCAGCCGGGCUGAGGCUGAGUCCUGGUACCAGACCAAGUACGAGGAGCUGCAGGUCACCGCGGGCAGGCACGGCGAUGACCUCCGCAACACCAAGCAAGAGAUCUCUGAGGUGAACCGCAUGAUCCAGAGGCUGAGAGCUGAGAUCGACAGUGUCAAGAAGCAGUGCUCCAGCCUGCAAACGGCCAUCGCUGACGCAGAGCAGCGUGGAGAACUAGCCCUCAAAGAUGCACGGGCCAAGCUGGUGGACCUUGAAGAGGCCCUGCAGAAGGCCAAGCAGGACAUGGCCCGGCUGCUGCGUGAGUACCAGGAGCUCAUGAACGUCAAGCUGGCCCUGGACGUGGAGAUCGCCACCUACCGCAAGCUGCUGGAGGGCGAGGAGAGCAGGCUGAGUGGAGAAGGAGUUGCUCCAGUUAACAUCUCUGUGGUCACCUCCACCGUUUCCAGUGGCUACGCCGGUGGCAGCAGCAUUGGAGGCGGAAGCCUGGGAGUCGGUGGGGGCAGCAGCUACUCCUUCACCACCAACGGCGGGCACAGCCUAGGCGCAGGCCUGGGGGGCUCUGGCUUCAGUGGCAGCAGCAGCCGGGGCCCGGGGGGCAGUGGCUCUAGUGUCAAGUUUGUCUCCACUACGUCCUCCAGCCGGAAGAGCUACAAACACUAAGGGCAGCCACCCAGCCCCCUCAGCCCUGUCUCGAGGCCUGUUUGUACUCACACCUGGACACCUGGGGCCCUCUCCUUGCCUCCCCUCCCUACAGCGCACCUGUGCUGCUGGGAAGCCUGGCGUCCUGGCGACACCCCCUUCCCUGGCUUGAGCCAGCCUCUGUCUUCCCGGCAGCAUCUCUCUGCGCUGCAUAUCCAAAACCAAAGCCCGCUCCGUCUCCAGGCACACAUUCGGCCUGUCUUGCAAGGCCCAGGCAGCCUGGAAACUCCUCCUCGGCCCCCCCCUCUCCCUCCCUCCCCCCAGAUGCAGAGAUGGGGAGUCUGUGUCUCCAGAGCCACCUCAAUGGUGUCUAUCACCCCAUCCACCUCACGGUGCUUAUAAGCUGCCUCCUUGGCAUGCCUGUUCCCUCUGUCCCCUCCCUGGCAUUUGUGCAUUAAAGGUGUGUGUCA